Messenger RNA from Corapipo altera (White-ruffed manakin), 1816 nucleotides. RefSeq names its product calcineurin like phosphoesterase domain containing 1 (gene CPPED1). The record is from RefSeq and is a predicted model, not a curated record. Bases 195 to 1004 code for a protein of 269 amino acids. Lineage: Eukaryota; Metazoa; Chordata; Aves; Passeriformes; Pipridae. The transcript has 4 exons. Gene Ontology annotation, molecular function: hydrolase activity.
GGUGCCCAGCGCCAGAGUCGUUUUCAAAUGCUUGUCCGUGCUCCUAAAGCUGACCUGCAUAGCCUGUGUUGGCACCAGCGCUGUGCUGGCGUGCGUUUGUACCUGUAAGGGUGACCGAACAGGUUACCGAUGAUGAGUGCCAAUGGAAGGGGCCCUUCUACUUCAUCCAAGGAGCAGAUCCUCAGUUUGGACUGAUGAAAGCUUGGACAUGUGGAGACACUGAUAAUGGAGAUGAUGAAUGGGGAGAAGAAAUCAAAUUAGCAGAGCAAGCAGUGCAGGCCAUUAACAAGCUAAACCCUAAACCCAAGUUCUUUGUGUUGUGUGGAGACCUUGUCCAUGGAAUGCCAGGAACCCUGUGGAGAAAAAACCAAGUGCAAGAUUUAAAGAACGUUCUGAAGAACACUGACCAGGACAUACCACUGGUGUUUGUCAGUGGGAAUCACGAUGUUGGGAAUUCUCCAACAAGAGAAACAAUAGAUGAUUACUGCAAGAACUGGGGAGAUGACUACUUCAGCUUUUGGGUUGGAGGUGUUUUCUUUCUUGUGCUGAAUUCUCAGUUAUUCUUCGAUUCUUCCCAAUGCCCUGAGUUGAAGGAAGCCCAGGAUGUGUGGCUGGAUGAGCAGCUGGCUGUUGCUGAAAAGCAGAAAUGCAAGCACAUAAUUGUAUUUCAGCACAUCCCUCUGUUUCUGAGUACACCCAAUGAAGACCAUGGUUAUUUCAACUUGGAGAAAUCAGUUCGUGAAGAGAUAAUGGAAAAGUUUCAUAAAGCAGGCAUUAAAGCUGUAUUUGCUGGGCAUUACCACAGGAAUGCUGGAGGGUCCUACAAAGGACUGGAAAUGGUGGUUUCAUCAGCUAUAGGAUGUCAGCUGGGAGAAGACACGCACGGGCUUCGGGUGGUGGUGGUCACAGAGGAAAAGCUGGUUCACAGAUAUUACAGUUUAAAUGAACUGAGCAGCCAAGGCAUAGAGAAAGAGCUGCUGGAUGUGCUUGCUAAGCAAAAGUAAGCUGUAUCAAAGGGGUUUUUCCAUAUUAGAUAAAUAUAAACAGUUUUAUGAAGUUUCCCCAAGCUAAAAUACAGGUUCCUGACUGCACCGUGUCCCAGAACAGCUCUCAAUUUGUUGUCCUCAAUAACAAGAAAGUUGUUGAUGUGUUUUUCUUUUUGAAAAUGAGACCUGUGAGGAACAUGGAAGAAGAGCAGAGCUAAUAUGGUGAUGUGUCACUGAAAAGUACUGCUCUGAGAAUUUUCAUCUCAAAAAGGUUUGAAAUCAGCAGAUUCCCACUGACUUUAAGCAACCUCCAGAUCAUUCCGUGUUACCUCCGUGUUGGAUUUUCCCCCAUUUCCCAGGCUUUACUUUCUUAGCUCUUUGGAGCCAGCAGCAGUAGGAGAACAAACACAUUCUGCUUUGCACUCACAGCUUGGGGUUCUGUUAUAUCCAUUAUAAGGUUUCAUAUAAUGUUACAUAGUUCUAUAGUUUGUGUUAUAUAGUUUUAUACAAUGAAAAGUCUAUAAAUGAGGCUAAUACAGACAUGCCACUGACAGCAACUAAAUGUGAAACAACUAUUUUCAUUUUGAAAUUUAACUACCAUUCAAUUAGCAUAUAUUCUUGCUACAGAAGUUGGAAUAAUUGCAUGGGGAGAAUGUUCUGUACAGAAGGCUGUUGUCAGAAGUCAUUUUGUUGAAUCAUAGACAAGAGGAGAGCAUUGAUUUCCAAAUGCAAUGUAGAGUGCCUUCCUGUAGUAUUAGAGAAUAUUGAAAACCCUAAAAAAUAUAUUUUCUUCAUUGGAAUAAGUCAUUAAAAUAAAUUCUGUAAAAGAA